Messenger RNA from Photinus pyralis (common eastern firefly), 2724 nucleotides. Its product is annotated as cytoplasmic dynein 1 intermediate chain-like. The coding region runs from base 697 to 2286 and encodes 529 amino acids. NCBI's taxonomy places the organism in Eukaryota, Metazoa, Arthropoda, Insecta, Coleoptera, Lampyridae. Gene Ontology annotation, biological process: transport along microtubule. The record is from RefSeq and is a predicted model, not a curated record. Gene Ontology annotation, molecular function: dynein heavy chain binding; dynein light chain binding. Gene Ontology annotation, cellular component: cytoplasmic dynein complex. The transcript is spliced from 7 exons.
UUAUUUUGCUUUCUGCAUUUCAAUUAGGACCUUCCUCUCUUCCGAUUUUGUUAUAAUCCUGUUUUACUUUUGUGUUUGAAUGAUUAAUAGUUUCAUUUACUCCCUCCUCUUUGUUUGGAUUUUAUAACAGCAAUUUGAAUGAUGGAAAAUAACACAAAAUGCUUUUUGUUGGUUGCACAGGAUCGCGUUCGAAGUUUACGUCAUAUAUUUUUGUAACUGUAAGAGCAUUUCAGCAUUUUACUAAGAGGGUUGUGAAUGUUUGGAUGUGUUUUAAAAGAAAUUUCACUCUUAAAUUUGUAUAAAUUCAUUUAAUUUAAUUCUAAUGUUAAGGUGUAAUUUCUUUUAAUUGCAACAUUCAGUGCGAAUGGAAUUCUUCGUAUUCUGUAAUACACCGAGUAUGAUUGCUAUACAAGUUUUUGGGACGGGAGGUAUUAUUUGCUUGUAUUUUAUGUAUGUUUACUAAAUUUGCUUUUUAACAGCACGCUUUGUCACUAAUAAAUAGCUGAGGUAAAUCCAUUCCCUCUUGCAUUAACUUUUUUUGCUUUAUUUCUAUCGGUUGUUUGAUUUGAUAUACCUGCAUAAUAUUUAAUGCAAGAUAAUGAAUGGUACUUAUUUAAUUAGCAAUUUUUCAAAAUUCUUAGUGCAGCCAAUACGACAACCUAAAUUUUAUUCUAAUAAUCCAAUCCCUACUGAUACAUGUUUCUUUCCCCUCAAGACGAGUACAAUCUAAAUCCGGGUUUAGAGUGGGAGGACGAGUUCACAGUUUUGACAUAUGACGACGGGCAAGGUGAAGACGAAGAGGGCAGUCUUCCGCAUCUUGGUGGAUUUGGAAGUAAGCUGCCUCCGGGAAUUCUUCCACAUGGUCUCCCGCAAGUUAAAGAAGUUCAACCCGCCGUCACGGCCGUGGAGCAGGAACAAGCAAAACAUGAAGUUAAAGAAAUUCGAGAGCUGAGUGAAGAGGAAAAGCAGAUGAUUAUUUUAUCAGAAGACUUUCAACGGUUUGUGGAUCGUGCUGGAAAAAUUGUCGAGCGUGCUUUAGGUGAAACUGUCGAUAUUUAUACUGAUUACAUAGGCGGUUCUGGCGAAGAUGGACUUGACGAAAAAUCUCAUCAACGAAUUGCAUUAAAUCGAUGGUUCUACGAUGAGAGAUGGUCAAAAAAUCGUUGUGUUACUUCGUUAGAUUGGUGCCCGCAGUACCCAGAAUUACUUUUAGCGUCAUAUAACAACAACGAAGAGUCUCCAAAUGAUCCAGAUGGUGUGGCUUUAAUUUGGAACACUAAAUUUAAGAAGACCACUCCCGAGUUUAUUUUCCAUUGUCAAAGCGGUGUAAUGUCAGCAACAUUUGCGAGGUUUCACCCAAAUUUAAUAUUAGGAGGUACUUAUUCCGGGCAGAUUGUGCUGUGGGAUAAUCGUGUACAAAAAAGAACGCCCAUUCAACGAACCCCCUUAUCGGCAACUGCGCAUACACACCCCGUUUACUGUGUUAACGUAGUCGGCACACAGAAUGCACAUAACCUCAUUAGUAUAUCGACAGAUGGGCGAUUAUGUUCAUGGUCUUUAGAUAUGUUAAGUCAGCCACAAGAGACUUUAGAAUUACAUAGGAUGCAAGGGAAGGCUGUUGCCGUAACCUGUUUAGAUUUUCCACAUUCCGAUGUAAAUAAUUUUGUUGUCGGUAGUGAAGAAGGCGCCGCUUAUUCUGCAUGUCGACAUGGAGCAAAAGCUGGAAUUGUAGAUACGUACGAUGGGCAUCAAGGGCCAAUUACUGGUAUUAGUGUAAAUGCUGUCCAAGGUGGCAUCGAUUUCUCUCAUCUAUUUUUGACUUCUGCAAUCGAUUGGAGCAUGAAAUUGUGGAGUUUGAAGGAUGCCAAGCCAAUAUAUUCCUUUGAGGAUAAUAGUGAUUAUGUAUUGGAUGUCGCUUGGUCACCAACUCAUCCCGCCUUGUUUGCGUCUGUGGAUUGCGGCGGGCGAUUGGACUUAUGGAAUCUUAAUCAAGAUACAGAAGUUCCUGCAGCCAGUAUAUACGUCGAUGCAAAUCCAGGUUUGAAUAAAGUAUCUUGGACGCCAUCUGGAUUGCACGUUACUGUUGGGGAUAAUCAGGGGAAAAUUUGGGUGUAUGACGUUGCAGAGAACUUCGCUCAUCCUCGACAUGAUGAAUGGAAUAAGUUUUUGUAUACCAUACAAGAGCUACGGAAUAGUCAAGUGGAUGAAGAAUUAGAAAAAUUAAAUCUUUCAGUUACAAGUCCUCCAUUAUCAAGUAUGAGUUCAUUAUCAUUACCGCUACGAUAAAUAGAAAUUAAUAUUUGCUGUGAAUUUCAUUAUUAAAUGAAGAUGAUCUGUAAUAUUCAUCUUUGUAAUUAAAAGAAGAAGAAUAUUUAUUUAUGAAGCCAAUGUUCACUAUUUGUUAAGUAAUUAGAUAAUUUGCAGCUGUACUAAUACUACAUUAUAAUAUUUAGCAGUUGUGAUUCCUCGUCUAUAUAUUAUGUAUAUAUGGAUUAGGUUGUAAUAAUUCUUUGUCUCAGUUAUGCGUAACUCCAGUGCUAAAUAAAACAAAUUUGGUUUUAUGCUGAAAUAAACGUUUCGAAAAGUUCUUCAUUCAGGGUUCGCGUGAAUACUCUCAAAGCAUUGUCACUUUAUUUUUUACCUUUUUUGCACAGAUUGGCAUGUACAUAGCUAAUUUAUUGUUUUGUUAUAUGGUAUUUAAUUAAAUUUUUUUACUUAUUUAAA